Messenger RNA from Drosophila suzukii, 464 nucleotides. RefSeq names its product Ubiquinol-cytochrome c reductase ubiquinone-binding protein (gene UQCR-Q). Lineage: Eukaryota; Metazoa; Arthropoda; Insecta; Diptera; Drosophilidae. The record is from RefSeq and is a predicted model, not a curated record. Gene Ontology annotation, biological process: mitochondrial electron transport, ubiquinol to cytochrome c.
GCAAAUUAGUGACAGUUUUCAAAAAUAAAGCCUGGCCCUUUGGUAUAAUCUAGCGGUCCAUCUACGGUCACACUGGUCGAGAGGAGGAAAAAAUUUGCAGCGUAAAAGUCGAAUUUCAAGCCCCCGAAACAUGCGUCUGUCCUCGAUCCUGAAUGGCCAGCACUUUGGCAACCUGGCCAAGGUGCACGGCAUCGUCACCUACAAGCUCUCCCCCUUCGAGCAGCGAGCCUUCGCCGGAGCGAUCAGCAAGGGUCUGCCCAACAUGGUGCGUCGCUUCCGCUCCAACGUCUUCAUCGUGGCGCCCCCCUUCAUCGUCGGCUACCUGAUCUACGAUCUGACCGAGCGCCAGCACACCGCCCUGCUGCGCAAGAACCCCGCUGACUUUGCCAACGACGAAUAAGCGCCCCAACUAGCAAAUAGUUAUGUUAAACUAAUUAAUAAAACUAGACCCACAGUUCAAGAGA